Messenger RNA from Melanotaenia boesemani (Boeseman's rainbowfish), 1871 nucleotides. It is a transcript of the gene rdh10a, whose product is annotated as retinol dehydrogenase 10a. Gene Ontology annotation, cellular component: lipid droplet. Gene Ontology annotation, molecular function: oxidoreductase activity, acting on the CH-OH group of donors, NAD or NADP as acceptor. NCBI's taxonomy places the organism in Eukaryota, Metazoa, Chordata, Actinopteri, Atheriniformes, Melanotaeniidae. The transcript has 6 exons. The coding region runs from base 307 to 1329 and encodes 340 amino acids. The record is from RefSeq and is a predicted model, not a curated record.
UCAGGGUGAGAAGAGUGGUGGAGCAGCAGCAGAUUGGGUAGGACACUAAAGUCACUAUAGCUGCUCGUUACUCAGUGCAGCUGUGAUUUAAAGUGGCAACUGGACUCUGACUGAGCAGCGUUUCUAAUCUUUUAACUAAUAAGCUGCUCUCUCGCACGCGCUUUCCCACCACUUUUCCGCACCAGUGCAGAGAUCCAAGUUUUGCCAGCCUAACCCUCCCCAUCUGCUACAAACAGGCUGGUGGAAACAAACAUCCGUCCGUGCGUCUUCCGUUGCUUAUUUUAAUUGAUAGAAAGCUCGGCCAAGAUGAUGGUAAUCAUUGCGGAGUUCUUCGUGGUUAUUCUGAAGGUGCUUUGGGCGUUUGUAACUGCCGGGGCUAAAUGGGUCGUGCGACCCAAGGAAAAGAGCGUGGCGGGACAGGUGUGCGUGAUCACCGGAGCUGGAAGCGGCCUCGGGCGGCUGUUCGCGAAGGAAUUCGCCCGGAGACGAGCGAUACUAGUCUUAUGGGACAUAAACAGCCAAAGCAACGAGGAAACGGCGGAGAUGGUGCGGCAGAUAUACCAUGAAUUGGACACCCCCAUCUCCAAAGACGGACCUGUUGGAGGGGUAGAGGAAGUCUCCACUUUCCAGCCUCAGGUCUACACUUAUGUGUGUGAUGUGGGAAAGCGUGAGAGUGUGUAUUCUACAGCAGAGAAGGUGCGUCGAGAAGUGGGAGAGGUGGACAUACUGAUCAACAAUGCUGGAGUCGUCUCAGGUCAUCAUCUUCUGGAGUGCCCCGAUGAGCUGAUCGAGCGCACCAUGGUGGUCAACUGUCAUGCACAUUUCUGGACCACCAAGGCGUUUCUCCCCAAGAUGCUGGAGCUGAAUCAUGGUCACAUUGUAACUGUUGCCAGCUCCCUCGGUUUAUUCAGCACAGCUGGAGUGGAGGAUUACUGCGCCAGUAAGUUUGGUGCCAUCGGGUUCCAUGAGUCUCUCAGCCAUGAGAUUAAAGCCUCAGAGAAGGACGGCAUCAGCAUGACUCUGGUGUGCCCUUACCUGGUGGACACGGGAAUGUUCAAAGGUUGCAGGAUAAGGAAGGAGAUUGAGCCUUUUCUGCCUCCGCUGAAGCCAGAGUUCUGUGUGAAGCAAUCCAUGAGGGCCAUCCUCACAGACCAGCCAAUGAUCUGUACACCCCGCAUCGUCUACAUGGUUAACUUCAUGAAAAGCAUCCUGCCCUUCGAGGCCAUCGUGUGCAUGUAUCGGUUCCUAGGUGCUGACAAGUGCAUGUACCCUUUCCUAGCUCAGAGAAAAGAGGCGAUGAACAACAACGAGGCAAAGAAUGGGAUCUAGGGGAAGCUGCUUGCUACUGGGGCAUUUAAACAAGCAAGCAUGAGGAAAAAACCACUGAGGAUGAAAAUUGGGAAGAUGAAAAGAAGAAAAAGACUUAAUCUAGACUGGUGCACUUGCAUUGAGCAAAUGCAAAGGUUUACCAUAUUGUUCCUCUGGAACAAAGAAAGCUGUGUACUACACAAAGGUUUAUUUGACUUAUUUUUUUGUUUUGUUUAAAGAAACCAUCUAUAUACUGUCACUAGUUUUGAAAUCAUACAGAAAAGGUAUCCAGUAAUUAACUAUUUACGUGAUGUAGUCACCAGCCUUAUCUAGUGUCAUUGUGGAAAUAUACAGUACGUUACUGUACAAACAGUAAUCUUUUUCACUUUUAUUUUAUUUUUGUAGAUGUGCACUGUAAUUUCAAAUUUAUCAUUUUUUUUUUUUUUUCUACACUGCCAGUGUUUUCUGUGUAUGUUUAACACGGCAUUUCAAACGGCUCAGUAUCUCCCCACCAGAAGCUCAUUUAGUCAAAAUAUAGCUGCAAUUUAAGCUUGUCCACCAAU